AUUGUGAUUCAGUUUUUGACUAACGAAUCUGAAUUCUGAUUGUCAUUUUGUGGAUGUGGAGACUGGAGUGUUUUGUGUUGUGAACUUGUGGGUGAAUAUUAAGAAAAUUCUUUAAUAUCCUGUCAUGUGAUUGUGUGCGUGAGUUUUGAUAAGCGACACAGUGAUAGGAUCGUGGUAGUGAGCCAACUGUGUGGAAUGGUUCCGGUGUGUUGGAGAUUUGUUGAUUAGUGCGGUUGAGGUGAUCUCGUCACCAUGGGGAAGCUAUUGUCGAAGAUCUUCGGCAACAAGGAGAUGAGGAUAUUGAUGCUGGGACUCGACGCAGCGGGAAAGACUACUAUUUUAUAUAAACUAAAAUUAGGUCAGUCAGUGACGACGAUACCAACGGUCGGUUUCAAUGUAGAAACUGUCACGUAUAAGAACGUUAAAUUCAACGUUUGGGAUGUUGGGGGGCAGGACAAGAUUCGACCACUCUGGAGGCAUUAUUACACAGGUACACAAGGUCUGAUAUUCGUAGUGGACUGUGCGGACAGGGACCGCAUAGAUGAGGCGCGGCAGGAACUGCACCGUAUUAUCAAUGACAGGGAGAUGAGGGAUGCCAUUAUACUCAUAUUCGCCAACAAACAGGACUUGCCUGAUGCAAUGAAACCCCACGAGAUCCAAGAGAAGCUAGGCCUGACGCGUAUCCGCGAUCGCAACUGGUAUGUCCAGCCUUCGUGCGCCACUUCCGGGGAUGGGCUCUACGAGGGACUCACGUGGCUCACCAGCAACCACAAGUUAUGAGCUGCAGAGUAGGCGGCCCGCCCGCCACGUACUGCGGUGAGGAUCGAGAUGCCAUUUAAUUGUAAGUAAGCGGCGCACCGUUGGUAAUAUUGUGAACCAGUGUAUGAACUAUCGCGCAAGUGAAGUAAUUACUUUCAAGAGGACUUAUCAAACGCUAUAUACUGAAACGUUACUUUUUAUACUAAGUACAUACAAAUAAACUAAAUUUGACGCCAUAUGAUCGUUGUUAAUAAAUAAUGUAUUUUAUAACUAAAUAUUACAUAACAUUUUUCUUGUGCAUUGUUAUCGUAAAUAACCCUUUAUAAGUUAAGUUUAGUAAAAUGUUUUUAUUGUCAUUAGUUGAAGAUUCUGAUGAAAGACAUUCUUGGAAAUAUCAGUGUUGUUAGGGCUUGAUAGUUUAAGAUUACUAUCGUAGGCGGGUGUUACUGUAUUUUAAGAAGCAACGUUUCGGUAUUAGGCCUUUAGUUAGUAAACGUGAACUGUUUGUCACACAAAAAUCAAUUAUUCCAUUAUUUAAAGAGAGUUAGAGCUUUGUUGUAACGACAUUUGAUUAUUUUUUUAUUUAAACGGUGAUUACAUAGAGUAAAAGUGUUUUUUUUUACCUCCUUUGUAUAGUAACGGUAUAUAUUAACACUAAUGUAAAGCGAUUUGAGGGUAUUUUAAUAUGAGAGCACGCUCUGGUAUGUACAUUAGGUUUGUCUAAAUUAUGGUGUAUACAGUAGUUAACUCAGGCCAAUUAUUUCUAUGUGUAACAUUUUCCAACAGUUAAAUGUAGGGUAAACCGCAAAUAGAUGUUAAAUGUUUGUCAGAGGCAUUCUCAGCAUUAAUAAACAAGGACUGAUGAUGCCGUGUUUGUUAACAUUGCAACUAUUUUACCAAGAAAUCGUGAACCAUAAUAACAAACACUCUUCAUCCACGCUUUAUAAUAAGGCCGUCUAUCACUAUGGCUUAUAGUUGUUUGCUGUAAUUUUCUCUGUAGACACUUGUUUCUAUACCACCCUUAGCACAAACAGUGGGUGCAAUUCUAGGUAUAAAUCAGUAAUAUAACUUUUGUAUGGAAAAUUUAACAGCUUAUUAAAUUAAAGAUUUUAGUUGUAUUAUACCUUCGCUUAAUUAUUGUUAACUAGUAUAUGCGGAAAGAGAACCGACGUACCAGCUAUUCGACCUAAUAUAAACAAUAUAUCACAGGUUCUUUCCUAGUUUGGAAAACAGUCUCCCAAUACCUUCUCAACUGUAAUCUUAUUUAUUGUUGUAAAUGUUAUAUGGGAGAAAAUAAAUAGAAAAUUAAAAUAUAAAUUUUACUUUUUUCGAUUAUUUACAAAAAAAAAUAUUUUUUUUCAUAUCAAGAUGAUUACUGUCGAAUUAUAUUCUGUAGACAUUAUAAUGUAUGUGUUGUCACCAACUAAAAAAAGUAGCCCUGCAGACCUCAAAUGCCUCGACUGUUCUCUUUCUGCACAGACUACUAAUGCAUAGAAUUAGUGUUGCCAACAACUGUCAAGUACUUGGUGAAAAUCUCAAAAAGU
Molecule: messenger RNA, 2303 nt
Organism: Pieris brassicae (large cabbage white)
Lineage: Eukaryota; Metazoa; Arthropoda; Insecta; Lepidoptera; Pieridae
Gene: Arf51F
Product: ADP-ribosylation factor 6
Exons: 7
Coding region: 253-780 (175 amino acids)
Biological process (GO): vesicle-mediated transport; intracellular protein transport
Cellular component (GO): cytoplasm
Molecular function (GO): GTPase activity; GTP binding
Source: RefSeq, a predicted model, not a curated record